This is a messenger RNA of Knipowitschia caucasica, 2820 nucleotides long. The record is from the annotation of a GenBank genome assembly. Lineage: Eukaryota; Metazoa; Chordata; Actinopteri; Gobiiformes; Gobiidae.
AUGCUGGAGUAUUGCAGGGGGCGGCGCAUGGUAACGGGGGAGACGAAGCUGAAGAAGUUCUGCUGCACAGUACCGCAAGGACAGGUACGCAGGCUGGAUUAUGGAGAGCAGAACCAAGCCUCCGAGGAGAGCCCAGAGGAUAGCAGCAUUCCAGUUCAUGAUGCCCCACAGCAACAGGAGGAACAGAGACAGAGGGACCGGGAGAGCCGGGACCAGGAGAGCCAGGACCAGGAGAGCCAGGACCAGGAGAGCCAGGACCCGGAGAGCCAGGACCCGGAGAGCCAGGACCAGGAGAGCCAGGACCAGGAGAGCCAGGACCAGGAGAGCCAGGAUUUUUUACCCUGGGAACUCCCCUCACUCCCACUGUCAAACCCAAGCACCGAACCCUGGGGGACCGAGCUUUCGCCAUCUCUGCUCCCACUCUCUGGAACUCUCUCCUACCUCACCUCUGGAACUCUCUCCUACCUCACCUCUGGAACUCUCUCCUACCUCACCUCUGGAACUCUCUCCUACCUCACCUCUGGAACUCUCUCCCCCCUCACCUCUGGAACUCUCUCCUCCCUCACCUCUGGAACUCUCUCCUCCCUCACCUCUGGAACACUCUCUCCCCCCUCACCUCUGGAACUCUCCCCCCUCACCUCUGGAACACUCUCCUCCCUCACCUCUGGAACUCUCUCCCCCCUCACCUCUGGAACUCUCUCCCCCUCACCUCUGGAACUCUCUCCCCCUCACCUCUGGAACUCUCUCCCCCCUCACCUCUGGAACUCUCUCCUCCCUCACCUCUGGAACUCUCUCCUCCCUCACCUCUGGAACUCUCCCCCCUCACCUCUGGAACACUCUCCUCCCUCACCUCUGGAACUCUCUCCCCCUCACCUCUGGAACUCUCUCCUCCCUCACCUCUGGAACUCUCUCCUCCCUCACCUCUGGAACACUCUCCCCCCUCACCUCUGGAACUCUCCCCCCUCACCUCUGGAACUCACUCUCCCCCCUCACCUCUGGAACUCUCCCCCCUCACCUCUGGAACUCUCUCCCCCUCACCUCUGGAACACUCUCCCCCCUCACCUCUGGAACUCUCUCCCCCUCACCUCUGGAACACUCUCCUCCCUCACCUCUGGAACUCUCUCCCCCCUCACCUCUGGAACUCUCCCCCUCACCUCUGGAACUCUCCCCCCUCACCUCUGGAACACUCUCCCCCCUCACCUCUGGAACUCUCUCCCCCCUCACCUCUGGAACUCUCUCCCCCUCACCUCUGGAACUCUCUCCCCCUCACCUCUGGAACACUCUCCUCCCUCACCUCUGGAACUCUCUCCCCCCUCACCUCUGGAACUCUCUCCCCCCUCACCUCUGGAACACUCUCCUCCCUCACCUCUGGAACUCUCUCCUCCCUCACCUCUGGAACACUCUCCCCCCUCACCUCUGGAACUCUCUCCCCCUCACCUCUGGAACUCUCUCCCCCUCACCUCUGGAACACUCUCCUCCCUCACCUCUGGAACUCUCUCCCCCCUCACCUCUGGAACUCUCUCCCCCCUCACCUCUGGAACACUCCCUCCCUCACCUCUGGAACUCUCUCCUACCUCACCUCUGGAACUCUCCCCCCUCACCUCUGGAACACUCUCCUCCCUCACCUCUGGAACUCUCUCCCCCCUCACCUCUGGAACUCUCUCCUACCUCACCUCUGGAACUCUCUCCUCCCUCACCUCUGGAACUCUCUCCCCCCUCACCUCUGGAACUCUCUCCUACCUCACCUCUGGAACUCUCCCCCCUCACCUCUGGAACUCUCCCCCCUCACCUCUGGAACACUCUCCCCCCUCACCUCUGGAACACUCUCCCCCCCCCCCCUCACCUCUGGAACACUCUCCCCCUCACCUCUGGAACACUCUCCCCCCUCACCUCUGGAACUCUCUCCCCCCCUCACCUCUGGAACACUCUCCCCCUCCCUCACCUCUGGAACUCUCCCCCCUCACCUCUGGAACUCUCUCUCCCCCCCCUCUGGAACACUCUCCCCCCUCACCUCUGGAACACUCUCCCCCCUCACCUCUGGAACUCUCUCCCCCCCUCACCUCUGGAACACUCUCCUCCCUCACCUCUGGAACUCUCUCCCCCUCACCUCUGGAACUCUCUCCCCCCUCACCUCUGGAACUCUCUCCCCCCUCACCUCUGGAACACUCUCCCCCCUCACCUCUGGAACUCUCUCCCCCUCACCUCUGGAACUCUCUCCCCCCUCACCUCUGGAACACUCUCCUCCCUCACCUCUGGAACUCUCUCCCCCCUCACCUCUGGAACUCUCUCCCCCUCACCUCUGGAACACUCUCUCCCCCUCACCUCUGGAACUCUCUCCCCCCUCACCUCUGGAACACUCUCCCCCUCACCUCUGGAACACUCUCCCCCUCACCUCUGGAACACUCUCCCCCCUCACCUCUGGAACUCUCUCCCCCUCACCUCUGGAACUCUCUCCCCUCACCUCUGGACCUCUGGAACACUCUCCUCCUCUCCCCCCUCACCUCUGGAACUCUCUCCCCCUCACCUCUGGAACUCUCUCCCCCCUCACCUCUGGAACACUCUCCCCCCUCACCUCUGGAACUCUCUCCCCCCUCACCUCUGGAACUCUCUCCCCCUCACUCUGGAACUCUCUCCCCCCUCACCUCUGGAACUCUCUCCCCCUCACCUCUGGAACACUCUCCCCCUCACCUCUGGAACUCUCUCCCCCCUCACCUCUGGAACUCUCUCCCCCUCACCUCUGGAACUCUCCCCCCUCACGGACUCACUAAACUCCUCCAAAAAACAGUCACCUCUGUCAAAUUAACCCACCAAAGUGAUUAA